GCCGCUCAAUCAAAAUGGACUUUAAAAUUAUAGCGUUGGUGGUGCUGAUAUCUGUGGUUUAUGUCUCCGAAGCGAAACCAUAUGAAGAAUUCCGUAAGUUGCUUUGUCUUUUUAAAAGAAUCAUCUUUUAGUCCAAGUUUAAGUCGUGAAGUACCAACAGUAUCUAAAAUCUCUUUAUUCCACGAUGCAUCAUCUGUCAAAAACGUUUUCAGAACGAACUUAAAAUUACCUGUCAACUCUAGUAAAUCUCACACUCAACCAGUAGUUUGAAAUUGACGAAAGUAGGAAAGAAAGUUUAUGUAAAAUCAGAAAUUGGUAUUUGUAAAAUCUUCAAUAUUUUGGUAACACUAUAAUAACGAGCAAAGAUGCUCCCAUUUCCCUAUGAAGUUCCAUAAGUUAUAUUGAUUGCCAUAAUUGACAAAGACACCUGUUUGUAGUAAGCAUCGUAGAGAAAGCAUUUUCAACUUUUCAUUCACAGAGAUAACUAUAUUAAAGUGAUCAGACUUUUCCCUCUAUGUUCCCGUUAGUUUCUAACUGCGAGAACAGUCUUCCUCAUAAAAAGUGUCGCCAAAAUCCGCAAAAGAAGAAAGCUGCUUUCGAAUCAAACUUACUUUUCUCUUUUGCUCCACUUAUACUUACGCUGGGUUUUUGAGUCAAUCCGGGGGAGAAAUCAUUAUAUCUUUGUUCAUAAAAAUUUAGUUCUAUACCAUAAAACUAAUAAAAUUUUAUUGCAUUUUUUCAGUCAACAAGGUCUUAAGAAGUAAUCCACUGCCUUGUUCUCGGUCCUGUUGUGAAAAGUGUUGCACAAACGUUUGCAGAAGAGACUGUAUAUUUUCGUGUUGUGCAGCCCGUCCACUUGGCCCAUACCCACCUCCCCCUGCACCGCCUCCCCCAUACCCAGCCCCAACACCACAGCUCAUCCCCGGACCGCCAGGAUUCGCAGGAAUUUGUGGAUUGCCAGGACCUCAUGGACCUAGAGGAUGCCCCGGCUGCGUUGGACCACCAGGACCACCCGGACCUCCGGGACCCCCGGGACGCUAAGUACCUAAUAGAGAAGUUGUAAACUCUACCAAGAACAACCAAAGUGAUUGAAUAGCGUUGGGAAUCACAGUCUCGAUCUUUUCGAGAAAACAAACUCGUUUCGUCGUUCCUUUCUGGGUUAUAACGCUACUUCAUUUCCACAAUUUAUAAUCAUCACGCCGCAUCAGUUUUUUGCAUUCUAUUAGUUCCUUCUGGUGUUGUGGCGGACACCUGGUUGUCUACUUUAGAGAAGGUGCUCCUUGUCAAGAAUCACUUUUUAUUAAUCUUUUUCCUGAUUUUUUGAAGCAAUAUCGCUGACAUCGUUCUUAUAUAUUAAGAGAAACUCAAUAAAAUUUUGAAAUUCCUUUUACUGCUAUAAUGUUUGUUCACUUCUUUUCAUUUGUUGUUCUUUGCUAUUUUGUUUCAAACCACGCAAUCAGGCACUCAUGAGAGUAAAUUUUAUGGGAACACUGGGAAUUUGCAAUGUUUUUUUUUGCCGUUGUCCUUAAAAAGUACAUGAGAUCCCUUAUAAUGAUGAUGAGACCAAACUCCCCAAACAGCUCGCAAAUCAUAAAAUAGGUAGAACAAAGCGGUAUUAAGUUAAAGAGAGAGUACCGUGAUCAAUAUUAUUUUGAAGAAUAUAUAUAGUUAUAGUUUUGUCAUUUCCCUACGACACAAUUUUUGUCAUCCCCAAGAUAUCGAAUAUUUGCACGAAGAUAAGUGUUCAAAACAAAACAGCUCACAACCAACUUUUGGCAGCGGUCAAUUUCUUCAAUAAAGAGACAAUUUCACCUGUCUCGGUCAAGUUUAUCCAGUCCGUCAAAUUAAAGUGAAAGCUUACGUUUACAUUGUUAUUUAACCUGAUUAAAAUCAAAUUGACAUAACCAACUGAGAGGGGGCAGGUAAGGGAUUAGAUAAAAUAUAUGAUCAACGCAGACUAAUGCACUGCUACGUGCACAUCUGAACUUUCCCCGAGUUCAUCGGUUUGGAUCACUCAACCUCAGACAGAAACUUUGACGUGUCUGUCAAGUGCCUGAAACAACAUCUACAUGCAUCAUAGAUGCAAGCAAAUAACAGUGAAGCUGUGCAUCAGUUCUUUUAUAUAACAAACUUUCAAAAGGCUCAUACCAACAUCUCAUUCCCUUACACGUGUUGCCGUUAUAUUACUUAUGCCCUGAGAAAAAAAUAUUGCUUCAAUCUGAAUCUCAUCGCUGUCUCGUUGAAUACACCUCAACCUUUCUCAACGGAAUCAAAAUGAAAAUUUAUCAAAAAUACCAUGAAAUACCUGCCAUUUAUCAAAAUUUUGUUUACAACUUUCACUUCAAAAACCUGCUGCACAAGAAUGUAAUCAAAACACGUAACAAUAGAAAAAAUUGAUAACUCACCGCCGAUUUAACUCAUUAAAUAGUAAUAGAGGACAUCUUUGAAAGUUGCUUGCCUCUUCGUGAUCGUUGGAUAAUAGUGUCAGGUAAGACGUGACAUUCUUCUCUAAACAGAAAUAUGAUUAAGAGUGUUUAUUCUCAAAAGAAUAUGAAAUUCAUCGGAAAAAAAAUACAACUACCAAGAUACCAAAUUUAAAUUUGGCAAAUGAUAUUAUUCAAAAUAUACAAAUAGCUUUAUGAUCAGUGGGGCUCAUUAAAAUCGGUAGUUGGCACUGAAAGGAUGAUUUCUCAUGGGUGCAUCUAACGAAUCCUAGUUUCCUUUUGUUACAGAACAAAUCAUGGAUUAUCGGUUGGCUGUACUAUUCACCCUGGGGCUGGCUUACACCGCCUCGUCGAUGCACAGUAAGUACAAAUAUAGUUUGGUAUAGAUCUUAUCACCAAACCCAAAAACCAAACCAGUAACUUUAAUUGAUAGAAUAACAAGAAAAAAUAAGCUAGAAACUUAGAUUUAAAUAAUGAGAUGGCGUGGAAGCCCAAUGUAAAUCUCUCGGACUUGCUUUGAGCGUACUCGGUAUUACCUAAAUUCUUCGAUGAUUUUUUUUCCAUCUUCAAAAAGUUCUAUCUAUACAACAGGGCUACAACCAACACAAUGAAUUGCCUUGAGAUAGCGGUUUCAGAGAAUAUUUAUCGCUCACUCCCUCUAGGAAAGUUUGCGUUCUGAGGUCCAGGCACACAAGAGCCUCGAAUUCUCAAGAGCCAUUAGCAUGACCGAGCUCGCAUAUAUCCACAAUUUUGACGGCUGGCUCAUCAAAAACCUAACCAAAUCUAUUCCUUUUAUAAAGCAAUUGGAUGGCGAAGGUACUAACUGACUGACUGACUGACUGACUGACUGACUGACUGACUGACUCGCUGACUAACUGGCAUCUUCCUUAAAACACCUUACUAACUAACCGAUUGACUGAAUGAAAAAUUAAUCAUCUCACCUAUUGACUGACCGACUGACUGACUGACUGACUGACAGAAUGGAAGUCGAACUGUAAAACGACCCUAGAUAUUAUAGCAUUCGAAAGUGUAUGAGCUAAAUGGAAUGAAAUGCUUGUUUCAUAGCAAAGCGUGCAGCCUUCCCAUGCGGAGCUGGCUGUCUUCCGCAGUGUGCCCCAAACUGCCUUGUAGACUGCUGCGGCAGUCCUCCACCAGCACCACCCGACCCACCUCUCCCAGCUGUGUCAGACAUGAUGAAGCCUCAGCCAGCACCUAUCGUUGGACCACAGGGACAUCCUGGGUCACAGGGUUCCCCAGGAGUGAUGGGACCUGUAGGACCCCCAGGAAUUGGCGGAGUCCCCGGACCUCCGGGACCACCCGGACCACCAGGACCUCCUGCACCCCCUGCUCCACCUGCUCCUGCGUGUUGUGCAGUGCCGCCCCCAGGGAAGUAAAUCUGUUUUGGAAUCGUGUAUAACCAUCACAACUCUUUUUUAUUCUAUGUACCAGCUUACCGACUUGAUAAGACUUGCAAGAAUUGUUGUUUCGCUUUUGAAGUAAUGUAACGAAGGUUAUGCAUUCCAUUUUGUUUAUCUUUUACGUCCACUUCUAAUAUUUACAGCAUUGACAAGAACACUAUUAAUAAAGGUUAUAUUUAUGAUGGUAAUGUUAUAAGAUUAUCAUUAGUUUUAAUAAGUUCUUUUUAUCGCAUUAGUAUAAUGUUGUUUUGCAAGAGAGGUGCUGCACACUACUAAAGUGAAGUUAGUAGUAUGAAAGAGAAUUCGAAAAGGGAAAAUUUACUAACAAGUAUAAUUAACAUUAUCUUGUAACAUUGACUCGUGCGAGGGAUUUGCACUAAAUUGAUGUAACAAGAGCCAAUAAAACGAUUUAACAAAUAAAUCAUAGUAGCCUUCAUUAUCGCUUUGUCUUUUGCGAUUUGAAUGCUUUCCUUUAGUUUUCACAGCAAACUCUUUUAGCGUUUUGGUACGUCCCAUUAACUCAAAAAAUUAAAUUUGGCAGUAUAUGCUGGUCGAGAAUUGCAUGAUAUUUUCUCUUUUAAUAGACUUUGAGUAUUUUGGUAUCACCUAUAACAUGUCAGGUUUGUUAAAUCCUCAACGUUAGGAAAGAGCUUCCUCAGGCUCUUCGCUGCCCAGCCACUUAUGCAGUUUUUAUGCGGAAAUUCUAUAGUCUACCGCUUUCACCCUCAAAUACUGAUUGACGUAGCGUGAUAGAUCUUUUCGUGUCCUUAAACCGCGCGCGCUUAAAAAUUUGUCACGCUGCAUCUUAUGAAGUUAUCCUACUUACUUCACGUGUCACAAAAACUACCAGUCGUUCUGCUCAACUACAAAACGCACUCGCUCAACUCAAGCGAAGAUCAAAAACGACAGCAGUAGAAUUAAGACACCUGCAAUAAACUAAAACUGUGUUCACCAGUCGUUCCGCUUCAGUGUUUUUAUUGUGAAGCAGUUCGCAUAAAAUGCGCCCACAAUCAAUAUGCCACCUUCAGUUCAUUAGGGCAACUGCGCUUUAGCUUUGCGCGUAUUUCCCUUUUCAUGAAGAAUGCAAAUAAAAUCAAGGCAAGAAGAGACUCGCAAUCGGCCCCGUUUCCUACUACAACUCAAGUUGUUCCACUCCUGCGCAUGAGCGCGUUGUCAGGUCGUCUGAUAAACGUAAGCUCUCAAAUAUGUUUUGAAUUACGUGCUUGAGAGGUUGAGAUCACAUAAUAAAAUCAUUGAACAACAGAGCGUUAAGCAGUUUGUUUUGAAGGAGGGACUAGAAGGUAGGUCCGUUCAUCGUUUGAAGCCGUGAACAUAUCUAUAUAUGACUAAUAGAGUAGUUAAGCUGGAAAGGUAUCAAAUGAAAGCAGACCACGGAAGACCGUUUACGUAAAAGGCAGAGCCGUCACAUCAUUGACAAAAGAAAAUUUAAGAGUACGGGUCAAUAAUUCUGUCGAACAUUCGUUUAAUUCAUUUACAUUAAAUUUCAAUUUUGUUUUUGUUUACUUGAGACUAAACAUGGAUAUCCGGAUUCUGCUGUUGAUUGCCAUUGGACUGGUACUGUGUGCCGCUGAUCCAAUCAAGAGUAAGUAAAAAUGCUUAUCAGCACAUCUUAUUUCCUUCUCCAUAGCAAAGCCCUUUCGACUCUAAAGAGAGUGUAUCUUUUAUUAAAUGGUUUAGCCGUAAAAUUUAAAAGAAAAUCUAGAACGACAAACCCACCCUGAUGAAUUUUGCUUACUAUUUGUGCGUAAGAAGUGGGUAUAAUUAUAUCUACACAAGGCCUUUCUAAAAUCCAAAGAUAUCACUACAUCUGUUUUGAUAACCUGCAUUUAGACAAUUUUGCAAAAUUCCAAGAGAUAGAGUCUUGAGGCAGCUAUUACAAUUUUUUUUCCGCCAAAAUGACAAUUGUCCCCAAAAUUCAGGUUGCUACUAGAAAACCUCAUACUCAGAUUUGUGCAGUGUUUGGUGGAAAAUGUAACUAAAGGUUUUCCGAUUAAAGAGAAUGAGUGACUGCCGUUUAGUCAAUUUGAAUUGGGCAAAGAAUGCUUAAAAUAAGCAAUAUAAAUGUAGUCGUAAUAUGUGGCCUCGUAGUUCCUUUGAAGGCAUCAGUGAAGAUUGACAGUGUUUUGAUUGCUUUUCCAAUUACUGGACCAUUUUCUUCCUCGCUCUUCUGCUAUUAUUUCUAACCCUCCACUGUUUUCUCGUGAAAAUUAUUUUUCUUUUAACAACAGAAAUAUGCUACAAAUGGAAAAAUCUGAAUAUGUCACUUGUUGUUAUAUCCAAGAAAUAUCUCUUUGAUUAGGCGAAAAGGCGCACACAAAACCUCUGGAUGUAAGGAACAAAGUCACCUAUGAUCUAAGAUGGCGGGAUUAAGACCGGAUCAAGAGGAACUUGAAUAAUUAUCUAGAACUACCUCGAAAUGAUGAACUAGCUACUUCCUUUACAAUCUCAACAUAUCAUGCAGAAAACAUAAAAUGAAAGCUGACAAACUUAAAAACCGCGAGCAAGGAGGGUUGUCUUGAUGAGACAAUAAAUUUAAUGACAGCUGGUGAGAUCUUGAGAAUUCAAAGUAGUUAGAAAGCUAAACGUUGAUUUUGCUUGACAUUUCAGCCAAAAGGGAUGCGCAAUACAAUUACAUGUAUCCUGGUUCCGAAGGAUCCCAAGGCCCCCAAGGCCCUAUUGGUAACGCGGGAAGACGAGGACCAACCGGAGAUCCCGGACCACCCGGACCACCCGGACCUCCUGGACCACCCGGACCACCCGCUCCACCAGGCCCCGCCGGAAGAAGAUAG
This is a messenger RNA of Pocillopora meandrina, 6672 nucleotides long. The record is from the annotation of a GenBank genome assembly. NCBI's taxonomy places the organism in Eukaryota, Metazoa, Cnidaria, Anthozoa, Scleractinia, Pocilloporidae.